AUGGUUUUAAAUCCUGCAAGUAUGCAUUUGGUAUGCUGGAGAUCGAGAUAUGGAAGGGCAGAGUGUAGUGAUCCGUCAGAUCCAGUCAUGAUUGGCCCCCUCAAAGUUACCGCAAUUCCCAAACUUUCUCCAAUAAUCUACAUAUGCAAGUAUCGCAGAAACCCUAUUUGGUGCCACUCGGAUCUCUUUACGGUCAACAACGCCCACAUCAUUCGAUCAUUCGAUGGAAAGCGAGAAACUGCCCGAUGA
Sclerotinia sclerotiorum 1980 UF-70 is the source of this 249-nucleotide messenger RNA. RefSeq lists its product with no specific name. The transcript is spliced from 2 exons. The record is from RefSeq and is a predicted model, not a curated record. Bases 1 to 249 code for a protein of 82 amino acids. NCBI's taxonomy places the organism in Eukaryota, Fungi, Ascomycota, Leotiomycetes, Helotiales, Sclerotiniaceae.